Suillus discolor is the source of this 418-nucleotide messenger RNA. RefSeq lists its product as uncharacterized. Gene Ontology annotation, biological process: spliceosomal complex assembly. The coding region runs from base 1 to 303 and encodes 100 amino acids. NCBI's taxonomy places the organism in Eukaryota, Fungi, Basidiomycota, Agaricomycetes, Boletales, Suillaceae. Gene Ontology annotation, cellular component: U12-type spliceosomal complex; U2-type prespliceosome; U2 snRNP. Gene Ontology annotation, molecular function: mRNA binding. The record is from RefSeq and is a predicted model, not a curated record. The transcript is spliced from 2 exons.
AUGACUCGUGUGGAGGGUCGGGAGAUUAUAUCCAACCUUUCCAAGGCUGCCGGUCUCGCACACAUGAUAUCCACUAUGUGUCCUGACAUCGACCAUGCCGACGAGUACGUUCGUAACACCACCGCUCAUGUAUUCUCCGUCAUUGCCUCCGCGCUUGAUAUCCCCUCGCUCUUGCCUUUCCUGAAGGCCGCAUCCGUAACACCUACACCAGCCCCCGCUCUGCUAGACUCCCGACGUGGCGGCAUGCUGCCAGCACUUAGAAAGACAGUGGUCUGGACUGCUGUGACACCACCCCUGGCCUAGACGGCCUUGUACCUGAUCCAUGAAGGCUGUACGCCUCAUGGUCACCCUAGAUCAGUGCAUGUAUACCCCAUGUCGCUUCAUGAAGAUCCGGAGCGCCCCUGGCGCCUCAUGUACC